AUGGGCUGCUUUCACUCUAAGAACCUUAGAAAUUAUCCCGGUUAUGAGGAGCCUUCGGUUCUUGCUGCCGAGACGCCUUUCACAGUUAGUGAAGUCGGGGCUUUGCACGAACUGUUUAAGAAAAUUAGCAGUUCAAUAAUCGAUGAUGGACUCAUCCAUAAGGAAGAAUUCCAGCUAGCACUAUUUAGGAAUAAGAACAGGAGGAAUCUGUUUGCAGACAGGAUAUUCGAUUUGUUCGAUUUUAAGCAGAAUGGAGUGAUUGAAUUCGGAGAAUUCGUUCGAUCUUUAGGCGUAUUUCAUCCUAAUGCACCUGUUUCAGACAAAAUUUCGUUUGCUUUCAGAUUAUAUGAUCUAAGGGGCACAGGUUACAUUGAGUGGGAGGAGUUGAAAGAAAUGGUACUGGCACUACUAAACGAAUCAGACCUCGUACUUUCGGAGGAUUUUGUCGAAAUGAUUGUGGACAAGACAUUUCAAGAGGCGGAUUCGAAAGGUGAUGGAAGGAUUGAUCUCGACGAGUGGAAAGAAUUCGUGUCGAAAAAUCCAUCUCUCAUAAAAAACAUGACCCUUCCAUAUCUAAAAGACAUAACUCUUGCAUUUCCAAGCUUUGUGGUACACGGCUCGGAAAUUGACGACUCUGAAGUGUAA
Messenger RNA from Striga hermonthica, 645 nucleotides. The record is from the annotation of a GenBank genome assembly. NCBI's taxonomy places the organism in Eukaryota, Viridiplantae, Streptophyta, Magnoliopsida, Lamiales, Orobanchaceae.